GUAGUUAUGCAUCCAGUUGGAAUUUCAUUUCUUUCUGAGCAUGUAUCAUGGUCUAUUUCUGUUAAUUGAACUGUCCUACCUAACUUUGAGAAGGUACUUUUAAAGGAUACGGGAACUUCAGUAGUUAUGCAUCUAGUUGGAAUUUCAUUUCUUUUUGAGCAUGUAUCAUGGUCUAUUUCUGUUAACUAAGUAGGAAUAGGAAUAUUGCUUAACCGAGCUAUGCUUUUGAAAGUUGAAACUCGAAACUAUAGGGCCAAAAUGUUUUGCUAGGGUGUUUCUUUUUUUGCAGCCUUAGUCAACAAUUUGUGAAUUAAUUCUGAUGCUUCCUUCACUGAUGUCCUAAUCGAAGAUGCUAGAGUAUUGUUUGACUUCCAAGUUAUUUAUGUAUUCAGGGAAUAGUUUCAUGAUUACCUUUUGACGUUGAACUAUUAUGUAUAAUCUCUGACUUCUAUUUUGUUUCAUGCUCUUUGAAGUUUCAUCUGUUUACUUUGACUUCUCUUGCCUGGCAUUAACUGAUGAAUGCCAAAAUUCUUCUUUGUGGUUUCUGGGGAUAGGGGCUGUGUAACUACUAUCAAUCUUCAUAUCUGAAGAAAGAAAUAUAUUACUUUGACAUUGGUGACUGCAUACUUUUUAGGUUGCUAUAAUUUGGUCAAGUCCUGAUACAUCUUUGCUUUAAUGGUACUGGGGCUCCUAUAUAUAUCGCUGUGUAACCUCCCUUUACAUAUGAUUGUUUUUCUCUUCUAUUUUCUUGGAGUUCAGCAUGCUGACUGGACAAAAAAUGGCCACUUUUCCGGUUUGAGUUAAAAUAGAGGAUGGAUCAAGAGAUACUUCUGUCAUUAACAUAGAAACUAAUAUUACCAAGCAGUAUGUUGCUAUUAGCAGUAGGGCACUAGUGAAAACUCCACAGGUCUGAAGUUUAUAUGCAUGUUGUUUUCCCUUUGAAUUUAGUUUCAUAUGUAUAUGUAUAUGAUUUGAUAAAAUGUUUUCUCAUUGAAUAUGUUUAAGCUGAAUGGAAAUUGUAUCUGAUGUUGUGGUAUUGAUGCAUGAAUUCUUUUGGAACCUACAUAGUUCAGUCAUAGCACAAUAUCUGUGUUUGAGUAGUUUAGAUGGCAAUGUGAACAAGUUUUACUGGUUAGUGCCGUAAUUUCCCCUUUGCUAUUAGCUUAUGAAAAUACAUUGAGGAUCUUGGUUUCUUAGUAAACUAUCGUAUUGAGUUUUGUGCGAUCAACACAAAUAAUGAAAUCGUAAACAAUAUUGCAUUACUUUUGUCAACUGAAAAUGAGAGAAAUAUCACAACUCUUAUAUUCUUACUUCUGCCUUUAUUUAGUACUAAUAUAUUCAGUGAUUUAGAAUCCCAUCGAUUGUGAUCACUUAAUGUUGACAUGGUAAAUUGCUCCUGCCUCCCCACAAUCAUUACUCGGAUAUUUACUAUGAGCAAUUAGACAAACUAACUGACAUGUUUUGUAAAAUAUUUGAUUCCUAUUUAUACAAACAAUAUUUGUCCCCAUAAUUCAUUGUUCAGAUAUUUACUAUGAGCGGGUAGACAAACUAACUGACAUAUUUUGUAAAAUAUUGGACUCCUAUUUAUACAAACAAUAUUUGUUUAUAAAAAUACCCUCCCAUUUUAUCAUAAUGUCAGAAACUUAAAAUUAUGAUAUGACUUUGAGGAAGUGAAAAAGGAACAUGUAGAAAUAUUCUUAGAUCUGUAAGUUUAGCUAUCUUUUCAAGCUACCAUGUUCAUCUUAAAAAACUAUUGUUCUUCACAGAAAUCAUAGCAGGGGAAGACUAUUCCUAACAUAGUUUAUUCGUGCCAGUUUGUGCACAUAAUUUAAAAGCUAAGAAACACUAACAAGAGAAUGUCUUUUAGGAUAUUCGAAAGGGAGUAAUCUCACAAGCAAUUUUGGCUUUCCCAUGCUAUUAGUUGACCUUCCAGGAAGCAGAAAAUAAACGUAACCGCAUAUUUAGUAAUGAUCUCAUGUCAGGCUAUUCAUUCUACUCUGUUAAUGAUAUCUGCUUGCCUGUUUAGGUCUUCUGUAAUGCAUAAUUGCAUAUGCAUGCAAUUUUGCCGCGUAACAUCGGAGGCAUCGUUGCUUCUUUGAUACAGCUAAAGGGUAGGGAUCAUGGGCCAUAAACUAACCUCGUAUUGUUUCCUUUGAAUCAUUCUCCUUGCCAGCAUCUUAGCUGUUCUUGUUUACCAAAGAGGGGCAUGCAAUCUUUUUUCAGAACAUGACAGAAGUACAGCUGAUUUAUGCAUUGUGGUGGAUCUGAGUCAUGUGCAGCUAUUGAUUACUAGAUAUAUACGCAGAUCACUUCCUACCCAUGAGGAUAGCAGGAUCAGAUCUCCAUGUCGGAUGUCGCACAAACUUGACACCUUAAAGGGAGACCUACAUUGUGGCACCCAUUCUGAUGAUGCACAUGCUCAUUGAUUGUUGAAACGUGCCAUAAUCUGAAUUUAAGAUCUAACUGGGGUUUCAGCACAGUUUUUUUGGGAAUGUUGCUGUAAUGUUACCAUGUUGACCUUCGGAUACGUUAGAAUGAAGAAACCAACUGAUGACAAUGAAUGAUACAGAUCUGUUCAUUUUUUCAGUACAUUUUGCUGGUCCAUCAUCACUGCAUUUCUCUGGUUUGAUGCUGUUGACAGAAACUUAUUUCUAUGUUAGUUCAGGAUAGAAAGUUUAACUAGAUUGAUGUCGGUUAUCGUGUGUAAAAUGUCAAUGUGGUAAAUCUUUCAGGAUACCAACCUCCAAAAUCAUGCAAGUAUUGAACAUCAAUGCUGCUGCUGCUGCGGGCACAGGGUGUGAGAAUUAUUUGCAGAUCCAGACCUUGAUAUCCAUAGAGGUGUGCUUUCAUAUAUCCUCUUUUUGAGUUCUUAAGAAUGUUCAGAUUCCUUCCACCAUGUUCGUGCAGGCAUGUCUUUGCAUAUCCUACUUUUGUUUAUUCCAUCUCUAACCAACAGCAGUACACAUAUUUUUGCAAGAAAGAAAGCAUGAGCACAUAGUUGUCUUGAUCUUAUUCUAUUCUAUUCCAAGGUAAACUCUUGCUAUUCCGGUUCAGAGCUCAUAGACUUCCUUUGCCUGUCCUCGAUGAAUCAUGGACCAAUGAUUAGUAAAAUGUCUCUAAUCAUUGUGCGGUUUCUUCGGAGACAGGCCGCAUAACCGUAAUCUUGGACAAGUCACUGUCUUGCUCACCAACCAGCAGUUGAAAUUCUCUAAACUUGUCGUCUUCAGCUCUCCACAUCACCACAACAUUACCAUGGUUGUUGCUAAUCGCUAGCCUAUCACCACACACUUCAUGCCACCCAUUGACUGUCCUUUGUUCACUCAUGCUCACAUUUUCUUUAUUCUGCAGAUGUUGUCCCCUGCAACCUCUCAGAAUUCUGAACAGUAUAAAAGCACCUGAACUGUUGUGCAUUUGUCUUCACCCCUCUCAACAGCAAGUGCCUCCAACCACACUCCCCAGGCCACCCUUCGCCUCCAAGGCUCCCAAGUCCCAAAUUCACAUCUAAAUGGAGGCUGGAGGCCUGAUUUCGGAGGCUGGCUGGACCAUGUUUGACUUCCCGCCGCAGGGCGAGGAGUCCGAUAUCAUGGCGCAGCUGCUUGGCACCUUCCCCUCCCAUGCCGAGGAAGCCCAGCAGGAUCUGCCUUGGUAUCAGGCUUCCCAUCCAUCCUACUAUGACAGUGAUGUUCAUACAAGUGCGUGUAGUGACAGCAAUGAUGGUAGCUUUGCUGUUCCAUCCGAGUGCAUGGGCUACUAUUUGGGUGAUUCAAGUGAGGCCCUGGGCAUCAGCUCCUGCACUGUACCACAGGACUUGAACUUGGUCCAGGAGCAAGGUGCUACCGAGUUUCUGAAUAUGAUCCCAACCAUUUCCCAUGAUUUGUUCGGGAAGGGCGAGUCAAGCUGCGAGGGUCUCGACUCGGUCAGUGCUACUAACAAGAGGAAGCAUUCGGUGGAAGAAGAAAUCAAUGGCCAAGCGAGAGGUCGGAAAUGCGCAAGGAAGGCUGCACCAAAGCGAGCAAAGAACGCGAAGCAAACCGAAGCGAGCUGCUGCACCUCUGACAAUGACUCGAAUGCUUCUCAAGAGUCUGCAGAUGCUGGUGUUACUCCAAAAGGCAAGGCCCGGGCUGGACGCGGGGCGGCAACCGAUCCCCAGAGCCUCUAUGCAAGGAAAAGGAGGAAAAGGAUCAACGAGAGGCUGAAGACACUGCAGACCCUUGUGCCCAAUGGAACCAAAGUAGAUAUGAGCACCAUGCUUGAAGAGGCAGUCCAGCAUGUCAAAUUCCUGCAACUCCAGAUCAAGGUCCUCAGCUCUGAUGAAAUGUGGAUGUACGCGCGGAUUGCGUACAACGGGAUGAACAUUGGACUUGAUCUGAACAUGUAGAGAUGAUUUUGGCAGUCUCGAGCGGGGAAUGCAGUUUGUGUUUGAGAUAAACGAGUUCUCCACUAACCAUUCGAUGUACCUGUGUUACCAUGUGUCGUUUUGGAAUCUGUUAUACAGAUCAUCAUAGGCGCAGCAGUAGCAUACUUAAACUUGUGAAGAGGCCCUCUUAGAGGAUCAGUAAACUGAAGAUAAUACUACCAUUUUCUUGACAUUAGCAUGAAAUGCAAGAUCUUGAAAACUUGUAGAUUUGUAUUUGUUUUCUUUGGAGCAAAUAUAGUUCUUUUG
Messenger RNA from Triticum aestivum (bread wheat), 4663 nucleotides. Its product is annotated as transcription factor RSL3. Gene Ontology annotation, biological process: regulation of transcription by RNA polymerase II. The coding region runs from base 3506 to 4378 and encodes 290 amino acids. NCBI's taxonomy places the organism in Eukaryota, Viridiplantae, Streptophyta, Magnoliopsida, Poales, Poaceae. The transcript is spliced from 5 exons. Gene Ontology annotation, molecular function: DNA-binding transcription factor activity, RNA polymerase II-specific; protein dimerization activity; RNA polymerase II cis-regulatory region sequence-specific DNA binding. The record is from RefSeq and is a predicted model, not a curated record. Gene Ontology annotation, cellular component: nucleus.